This is a messenger RNA of Pipistrellus nathusii (Nathusius's pipistrelle), 1155 nucleotides long. The record is from the annotation of a GenBank genome assembly. Lineage: Eukaryota; Metazoa; Chordata; Mammalia; Chiroptera; Vespertilionidae.
AUGGCGGAGCAGACCUACUCGUGGGCCUAUUCCCUGGUGGAUUCCAGUCAAGUGUCUACAUUUCUGAUUUCAAUUCUCCUGAUAGUCUACGGUAGUUUCAGGUCCCUUAAUAUGGACUUUGAAAAUCAAGAUAAAGAGAAAGACAGUAACAGUUCUUCGGGUUCUUUCAGUGGCAACAGCAGCAAUAAUAGUAUCCAAACUAUUGACUCUACCCAGGCCCUGUUCCUUCCAAUCGGAGCAUCUGUCUCUCUCCUAGUUAUGUUCUUCUUCUUUGACUCAGUUCAAGUAGUCUUUACAAUAUGUACAGCAGUUCUUGCAACGAUAGCUUUUGCUUUUCUUCUUCUCCCGAUGUGCCAGUAUUUAACAAGACCCUGUUCACCUCAGAACAAGAUUUCCUUCGGUUGCUGUGGGCGUUUCACUGCUGCUGAGCUCCUGUCCUUCUCUCUGUCUGUCAUGCUGGUCCUCAUCUGGGUUCUCACUGGCCACUGGCUUCUCAUGGACGCCCUGGCCAUGGGCCUCUGUGUCGCCAUGAUCGCCUUCGUCCGCCUGCCCAGCCUCAAGGUCUCCUGCCUGCUGCUCUCAGGGCUCCUGAUCUAUGAUGUCUUUUGGGUGUUUUUCUCCGCCUACAUCUUCAAUAGCAACGUCAUGGUGAAGGUGGCCACCCAGCCGGCUGACAAUCCCCUCGAUGUGCUUUCCCGGAAGCUGCACUUGGGGCCCAAUGUUGGGCGUGACGUUCCUCGCCUGUCUCUGCCUGGAAAGCUGGUUUUCCCCAGCUCCACUGGCAGCCACUUCUCUAUGCUGGGCAUCGGAGACAUUGUGAUGCCCGGACUCCUGUUGUGCUUUGUCCUUCGCUAUGACAACUACAAAAAGCAAGCCAACGGUGACUCCUGCGGCGCCUCUGGACCUGCCAACAUCUCUGGGCGCAUGCAGAAGGUCUCCUACUUUCACUGCACCCUCAUCGGAUACUUUGUAGGUCUGCUCACUGCUACUGUGGCCUCUCGCAUCCACCGAGCAGCGCAGCCCGCCCUCCUCUAUCUGGUGCCAUUUACCUUGUUGCCACUCCUCACGAUGGCCUACUUAAAGGGCGACCUGCGGCGCAUGUGGUCUGAGCCGUUCCACUCCAAAGCCAGCAGCUCCCGCUUCCUGGAGGUAUGA